AGGGCUGAAACACUUCACUGUAGCAGCUGAGGACAAGGUGGCUGCAGGACACGCUGAGGGACAUGUUAUGAUGCCGGGGCUGAGCACGGGCCCCGAGCACAACCAUGACCAACAGCUCCAACUGCACAGAGACAGACCUGAAGCGCUACUACGCCGUCACCUACACGGUGAUCCUCAUCCCCGGCCUCAUAGCAAACACGCUGGCCCUGUGGGUCUUCUACGGGUACAUGAAGGAGACUAAAAGGGCCGUGAUAUUUAUGAUCAAUUUGGCCAUCGCCGAUUUACUGCAGGUUCUGUCCUUGCCCCUGAGGAUUUUCUAUUACCUGACGGGCACGUGGGAGUUCGGGGGAGGGCUCUGCCUGCUCUGCUUCUACCUGAAGUACGUCAAUAUGUACGCCAGCAUCUUCUUCCUGGUGUGCAUCAGCGUGAGGAGGUACCUGUUCCUCAUGCACCCCUUCAGGUUCAGCGACUGCAAGCGUGUCUGUGACAUCUACGUCAGCGUCGUGGGCUGGGUCGUGGUCUGCGUGGCCUGUCUGCCCUUCCCGCUCCUCAGGCUCCACAAGGAUAACAAAAACACCUGCUUUGUGGAUCUGCCCAUCAAGGAGCUCGACCUUCCCACCUCCAUUACGCUGAUGACAAUAGGGGAGCUGGUGGGGUUCGUGACACCCCUGCUCAUCAUCCUGUACUGCUCGUGGAAGACCAUCCUGUCACUGAAAGAGAAAAACUCUGCUUUGCACGACCUGGGGGAGAAGAAAAAGGCUUUGAAGAUGAUUCUCACCUGUGCCCUGGUGUUCCUGAUUUGCUUUGCACCUUAUCACAUCGGCUUCCCCCUGGACUUCUUUGUGAAGACCAAGCAGAUCAAGGGGGGGUGUGUGCAGAAGGUGAUCUCGGUGUUCCACGCCGUGGCUCUGUGCCUCGCCAGCCUCAACUCCUGCGUCGACCCCGUCAUCUACUACUUUACCACAGAUGAGUUCAGGAGACGCCUCUCCAGGCAGGAUUUGCACGACAGCAUCCAGCUCCACCACCUCAGCUACACCAGGAAACACUCCAGGGACGUGCUCAUGGAGGACACCACAGAAUAGACUCACUAGAUGUUGGGCCUUGGCCCCCUGUUCUCCCCACAACUCAGGCAAACUUCUGCUUUCACUGAGGGUUGGAGUAAACAAACAAACACCCCCCCAAAGCCCAAACCUG
Messenger RNA from Manacus vitellinus (golden-collared manakin), 1194 nucleotides. RefSeq names its product G protein-coupled receptor 174 (gene GPR174). Gene Ontology annotation, cellular component: membrane. Gene Ontology annotation, molecular function: G protein-coupled receptor activity. Bases 105 to 1082 code for a protein of 325 amino acids. Lineage: Eukaryota; Metazoa; Chordata; Aves; Passeriformes; Pipridae. Gene Ontology annotation, biological process: positive regulation of Rho protein signal transduction; phospholipase C-activating G protein-coupled receptor signaling pathway. The record is from RefSeq and is a predicted model, not a curated record. The transcript has a single exon.